Molecule: messenger RNA, 834 nt
Organism: Aureococcus anophagefferens
Lineage: Eukaryota; Pelagophyceae; Pelagomonadales; Pelagomonadaceae
Exons: 1
Biological process (GO): protein phosphorylation
Molecular function (GO): ATP binding; protein serine/threonine kinase activity
Source: RefSeq, a predicted model, not a curated record
AUGUCGAACGUCAUCUGGACGAAGCGGAACUCGUGGCCGCUCUGCGACGGGCCCGACGUCGCCGGCGCCUUCAGGCCCAUCAAGGUCGUCGGCGAGGGCGCCUUCGGCGUCGUGCUGCUCGUGCGCAAGGUCCUGGGCCCCGGGCGGGGCAGCACGCACGCCAUGAAGAUCAUGCACAAGGAGGCCGUGGACCGGCGCGUGCUCGUCGCCGAGCGGGAGAUUUUAGGCAAGGUCUGCGGCAUCGACAGCCGCUUCCUCGUGCGGCUACAGUACGCGUUCCAGUCCCGCGACAAGGUCUUCUUGGUCAUGGAGUACUCGGGCGGCGGGGGCCUCGUGGACCACGUGGCGAGGUGCGGCGGGAGGCUCAAGAAGGACGCGUCGCGCCGGCUCGCGGCGCAGCUCGCGAGCGGGCUGAGGGACCUGCACGCGCACUCGAUCAUCCACCGCGACCUCAAGCCCGAGAACGUGCUCCUCCACGACGACGGCUUCGUCAAGAUCGCCGACUUCGGGCUGAGCACGCUGUGCCCGACGACGGUGCAGCGCGGCGGGCCGGCGGCGCGCAAGGCGGGCUUCGCGGGCACGGUCGAGUACGCGGCGCCCGAGCGCCUGCAGAAGACGGGCGGCGUGACGACGGCGGCCGUGGACUGGUGGGCCUUCGGGGUCAUCCUGUUCGAGUGCGUCUGCGGCCGCACGCCCUUUGGCGCGGCGACGGCGCGGGACCUCUUCAUCAACGUGUUAUUCCGGGACCCGGCGUUCGAAAACGCGUUCGACGACGACCCCUUUGCUAGGGAUCUGCUGGAGGGGCUGCUGCUCAAGGACCCGCAGGCGCGGCUC